UUUUUUUAACAGUUUCAAUCUCCCCGUCUCUUAACAUCAUUCCAGAAGUGACUGGCGAAAGUCAAGAAGUUCUCUGAGCUCUCUACUCUAUUUGACUAUUUAUCUCUCCAAGGCUAUUGCCACCAAAGCCUAAAGCUGUGGUGUAUUGGUUCUCUUUCCCAAUGUUUACAUCAGCUAAACAUCAAAGAAACCAUAGAGUCUCUGCUCCAAACAAGAACAAGACUCUCAACAGAGUUUCUUCUAUUUCAUCCUCAUCAUCUCCUUUACACUCACAAGAUUCUCAAUCUCUUAAGAGAUCUCUAGUCACCAUGGAAAAAGUCUGGAACGACAUCAGCCUUGCUUCCAUCCACCACGUUAACCGCCACAGCCAACAUCAACAACACAACCAUGAGCCAAGGUUCAGUACUCUCAACCACCAGAACAAAAACCCUAACUCUAUCUUCCAAGAUUUUCUCAACAGACCUUUGAAUCAGGAGCCAGCCAUACCCACAAGCCUCACCAUGGGUUCUUCCUCUAAUGGCCAUAGCACCACUGUCACUGCUCUCUUCAGCAGCUCUCCUUUGGCACCUCCUGCAACUGUUCUGAGCUUGAACUCCGGCGCCGGCUUCGAGUUUCUUGAUAACCAAAAUCCUCUUGUUACCCCUAACUCCAAUCUGCAUAGCUACAAUCACCUCACAAACGUUGCUUCAUUGGACACCCCUUUUGAGGCUUUAGUUACAUCGACUUGUAAUAAAAGAAGCCAAGAGUCCAAUGGAGGUUCAGGGAAUAGACAUCAUAAGCGUAUGAUCAAGAACAGAGAAUCUGCGGCUCGUUCCAGAGCUAGGAAACAGGCUUAUACAAACGAGUUAGAGCUUAAAGUUGCUCAGCUGAAAGCAGAAAAUGCAAGACUCAAGAGACAACAAGAUCAGUUAAAAAUGGCAGCAGCAAAUCAGCAACCCAAAAAGAACACACUUCAAAGGUCCUCCACAGCUCCAUUUUGAGAAAUCUACAAGUCCUUAUUUCUCUUUUGGGGAUUGAGAGUCUUUCAUGAAGAAGUGAAAAAAUGGAAAAGUUUGUACCUCUUUUUAUUAGCUAUAAGUAAAACUAAGCUAGAUUUGUAAACCUAAGAUAUUGCAGGGUAAGAAGAAGAAAAAAAAAAGAAAACAGAAAGAGGAAAAGAUCUUUCCAUUUCCUAAAGCACAGGAACACCUGUCUUGGGCCUCUCUCCUCUUGUUCUGUCAUUUUCUUAUGUACUAACUUCUAUUCUUGUAAUAAUGCUACUUCCUUUGACCAAAAAAAAAGAAGUAAUAAUGCUACUUCCUCUUCUA
Molecule: messenger RNA, 1307 nt
Organism: Raphanus sativus (radish)
Lineage: Eukaryota; Viridiplantae; Streptophyta; Magnoliopsida; Brassicales; Brassicaceae
Product: protein FD
Biological process (GO): positive regulation of DNA-templated transcription
Cellular component (GO): nucleus
Molecular function (GO): DNA-binding transcription factor activity
Source: RefSeq, a predicted model, not a curated record